GCCAUUUACUAUAAAUGAUCAGAAGCAUCCUGGAGGAGGUGCUUUGCUCACACCUUAUAUAUAAAAGACAUGUGAGGAACAUAAAUCAAGUGAGCUUCAGUCUGCUCUCAUUCGUCUGCAGCACUGCAGAAUCACGGGUCAGAACCGAUCGGGGAAGACUUCAUCUGGAUUAAUCAUCUAAAAUACAUCAGCAAUGGGUGUUUGGACAAGAAUUGUGUUGAGUUUACAGUUUAUUGUAUUGCUUUCGGUCACAGUGAAAGCACAGGGAAUUGUGUAUGAUCUCCUGGUAUCACCGGAUUGCCUACCUGAUCUUCUGCAGGGAGGAAUAAAAGCAAAAAACAUGGACAACGCUUUCAUCCUGGCAACCCUUCAGAUGCAGAACAAAGCUCCAACGCGACUCUUUCGUAUUUUCAACUCUCUCGAUAACACCGACUAUUUUGAUUUCACAGUACAGGGGAAACUUAACAAAGUCAUUUUAAAAUAUUUGAAGAGCAAUGGAAAACAAGGGACAAACAACUUUUCCAAAGUGCAUCUGGCAGACGGUCGCAAGCAUUACAUAAUGCUUCACUUUAGCGGACUACAGCAGGGAAACCCGACUACUACGCUUUACGUGGACUGCAGUCUAGUGGAGAGAGUCAAUGAUGUACCUGUAGCCUUCAAAUCUUUGCCUCCAGGAUCCAAACGUGUGACGCUGAAGACCCUUCAAACCUCAUCCCAGGAUAAACUGUUGGACCUAAAACUUGUGCUGGAUGAGUCUAUUGAUAAUGUUGUGGAGCUUCAGGACUGCAAUCCAGAAGGUUCACAGGCUGAGCAGAACAUUUACAAAGCCAACAAAGAACUACAGCGAGAAACACUGCAGCUGCUGGGAUCGACCUCGAAAUUGGAAGCUGGUCCGAUGUUUGAGCUCAUGCGGAUGAUCCAGGAGCUGAAAGAGAAAGUUGACAAGCAGACCAAGGAGAUGGCUGACCUGAAGAAGACUAUCUUGGUGUGUGUUCCAUGUAACGGCCUGGAUGGAACAGGAAAACCACACGAUAAUAGUUCAAGGUGUGGACCGGGGGUCUGUUUUGAACCGAGCAUGUGUACAGAAACAGUGGAUGGAGUGGAGUGUGCACCCUGUCCUGAAGGUUACACCGGAGAUGGGAUUCAGUGUGAUGAUGUUGAUGAGUGUCAGUUUAACCCGUGCUUCUCUGGUGUGCGCUGUAUCAACACUGUGCCGGGGUUCAGAUGUGAGAAGUGUCCGCUGGGUUUCAUCGGUCCAGAGAUCCAGGGUGUUGGCAUUCAGUAUGUUCAGUCCAACAAACAAAUGUGUAAUGACAUGGAUGAGUGCCAGGUGGAUAACGGUGGUUGCACACCCAACUCAUACUGCCAUAACACUGUGGGUGCCUUCCACUGUGGAAAUUGCAUGUCUGGAUAUACGGGAGAUCAGACGAGCGGCUGCACGAAGAUCGGACCCAGUCAUGUUCAUGCUGGUCCUGAUAGGCUAUGUGGAAACGGCCAGCCGAAUCCUUGUGACAUCAAUGCAGAAUGUGUUGUGGAGAGAGACGGCAGCAUUUCUUGUGUGUGCGGCAUUGGCUAUGCUGGAAACGGUUACGUCUGUGGCAAGGACACAGAUAUUGAUGCCUAUCCAGACAACAAACUUCAGUGCAGAGAUGCAAAUUGCGGAAAGGAUAACUGCGUAUUUGUUCCCAAUUCGGGCCAAGAAGAUGCAGACAGAGAUGGGAAAGGAGACGCUUGUGAUGACGAUGCAGACAGUGAUGGGAUCAUCAAUAAUCAGGACAACUGCUGGCUGACACCCAACAUAGACCAGAAAAACAAUGACAAAGACCUGCACGGUGAUGCUUGUGAUAACUGCAAAUACGUAGAGAAUCCAGACCAGCUCGACACAGAUAAGGACGGACUGGGAGACGCCUGUGAUGAUGACAUAGAUGGAGAUGGUCUGAAAAACAUUCUGGAUAACUGUCAGAAAGUUCCAAACCCUGACCAGAAGGACACUGAUAAUGAUGGUGUUGGUGAUGCAUGCGACAGCUGUCCUGAGGUUGCAAACCCCAACCAGUCUGAUGUUGACGAUGAUCUUGUGGGUGACACGUGCGACACAAACAUCGACAGCGAUGGAGACGGAACUCAGAACAGCAAAGACAAUUGUCCCAACAUCAUCAACAGCUCUCAGCUGGACACAGAUAAGGACGGACUCGGGGACGAGUGCGAUGAUGACGACGACAAUGACGGCAUUGUAGAUGAUCAAGAUAACUGCAGACUGGUGGUUAACCAAGACCAGAAGGAUACAAACAAUGAUGGUGUGGGUGAUGCCUGCACUGGAGACUUCGACAAAGAUCAUGUUAUCGACACGAUCGACACGUGCCCUGAGAAUGCAGAGGUUACUCUUACAGACUUCAGAGCCUAUCAGACUGUGGUUCUGGAUCCAGAGGGCGAAGCUCAGAUUGACCCCAACUGGGUCGUUCUGAAUCAGGGUAUGGAGAUUGUCCAGACCAUGAACAGUGACCCAGGAUUAGCUGUAGGAUACACGGCAUUCAGUGGUGUGGAUUUUGAGGGCACCUUCCAUGUGAACACGUUGACUGAUGACGACUAUGCAGGCUUCAUCUUCGGUUAUCAGGAUUCUUCCAGUUUCUAUGUGGUGAUGUGGAAGCAGACAGAGCAGACGUACUGGCAGGCUGUGCCAUUCAGAGCUGUGGCCGAGCCUGGCAUUCAGCUGAAGGCUGUAAAAUCUAAAACGGGUCCUGGGGAGUUUCUGAGGAAUUCUCUUUGGCACACCGGAGAUACGACCAACCAGGUGCGCUUGCUAUGGAAAGAUCCCCGUAACGUGGGCUGGAAGGACAAGGUGUCCUACCGCUGGAACCUGAAACACAGGCCUCAAGAGGGAUAUAUGAGAGUGAAGUUCUAUGAAGGUACAGAUUUGGUGGCGGACUCUGGAGUUGUUAUCGACACCAGCAUGAGAGGAGGACGUCUGGGGGUUUUCUGUUUUUCACAGGAGAACAUCAUCUGGUCCAACCUGAGAUAUCGUUGUAACGACACAAUCCCUGAAGACUACACUGAGUACAGAGCCAAGCAGUUAACAAAUUAGAGCAAGAGGAAACAAAAGCAAAACGCAUUCAUUACAAACGUAAGAACAACACAUAACAGCAGAAAACCAUGAAGUCUGGAUCAUAUACUGACUCUGAAAAUAUAGUUGUGCUGUAUUUACUCCUGCAGUAGGGCUUAACAAACAGAAAUGAGCUUUAAUGUUAUGUUUCUGCAUAAAUUUAUAUAAGCAGAGUAAAUGUGUGUUUAGCCAGACAGUCUAAAGACCUGGACACGAAAAGAACAAAAUGUGGUGACGAGAAGACUGUUCGUAUUAUUUUA
Messenger RNA from Paramisgurnus dabryanus, 3357 nucleotides. It is a transcript of the gene thbs4a, whose product is annotated as thrombospondin 4a. Gene Ontology annotation, biological process: cell adhesion. NCBI's taxonomy places the organism in Eukaryota, Metazoa, Chordata, Actinopteri, Cypriniformes, Cobitidae. Gene Ontology annotation, molecular function: calcium ion binding. Gene Ontology annotation, cellular component: extracellular region. The record is from RefSeq and is a predicted model, not a curated record.